GUAAACACGACAGAAGCGGUAGAGUUCGAGUUUGUGACCACAGACUUCUGCAUGUUUUUUGUUGGAAAAGUGCUAUUUUCGUGAACCAUCGAACGCAUUUAGAUUGAACGCCCACCUUUGGAAGAGGGUAAUUGAACAGAUAUGCUUAUAGGAUAACUCUGUGGAAGGAUUAAUGAACCAAAGCUAUGGACAGCUUUCGAGGUUCUCCCAGUGAAUUGACGGAAGCAGGUACCGUGUCUCUUGCCAACAGGCUGCUUAGGCAGUGUAACAGUUCAAGGGUAGUUAGAUGUGUGGAAGACAUUACUUCGUCAGUCCUGGUUGAUCUGUUCACAGGGUUCCUUGCGGAAUCACCCAAAGGGCUCAUCACCAGCCCCAUCACUCAAGAAGAUGAGACCCACAACUGUCAGGUGAUCAUUGAUCAGCUGGCUGUCAACCUCCACACCUCACUGUCACACAUCCGCGGACGCAGCAUUGUGGACGGGGAUGCGGUUGUCAUACAGAAUCUCCUGGAGAUCAUCGCGAUGCUCGCAGACAUCAUUCUCAACAAAAUAGACAGCGACUUCUCCACUGACCUGGAUGAUACACGCAACUCUGGCCUCUUUGUGCCCUCCCAUGAUGUGACUGAUGAGCUAUCAAGUCGUGAAGUGAGAUGGGAUAGGCCCUACGGCCCCACAAAUGGAAACCUACCUACAGAUAAGCCAGCAAAAAUAACAGACUUUUAUUCAAGACACUCACCUACGGAUGAUGAGAUUGCUUCCAUUCCGACAAGAUCUCCCAAACCCCUGGUCUCACAGGGUACAGGGCCAAUGUCUAAGAAGCUGUAUGACAAAACCUCUGACCUUCUAGAGAGAGCAAACAAUUUACUGCUACGAAGUCAGGAGCUGAACCUAGCCCACGGAGCCUCAUCCCGCCGACUGUCCCCACCUCCUACCCAUGUCAAGCAGAACACAUGGGUAUCGCCAGGCCGACUUGAUUCGACUGAGGAGCUUGUGCAAGAUGCACACAGAAUACAACAGCGUCUUGAUGAUACAGAUGGACCAUUGCACAAGCUGUAUUCUAGGCCACAUGCUGACCUUGCAUCCAGCAGCACCACCGGCACCUUCGACCACCUCGGGGUGCGUCCCAAGAGGAGGCAGGAUGGCCCCAGCACGACAGUGGAGGCGUCUAAAGAUAAAUCCAGUGGUACUGUGGCUCAGCAUCGUACCAUCACGCAUCAUUUGUACCAUCAUUACCCAUCUUAUGUGUCAGAUUUCUCUGCGUCUGCUCCACUGCCAAGUAAGCACCAGACUCCAGAGAAAGAUCGGCUCCGGGCAACAGUUGGACCUGUGGAUUACACAGACAGGCAAACACAAGCCAGGGCGACGUCAGGUGUGACAAAAACGACAACUACAUCUUCGUCAGCUACUGCUGGAACACUCAGUUCCCGUCCUCUGGCUGCCAAGGGUCUAGCCUCCUCCUAUACAGACCUCCACAGUCUGGUGUCGCAGACGGCAGCUUACGUCCGUGCUGCAGUUCGAACCAGCCCGAUCAGAUCCAGAUUAGAGCGAGAUGCUCUUACAGACUACCAGACACCCCUAGAUAGAGACUUGGUUCGAGACUAUCCUACAACUAGCAGACUUGGCUAUGGGGACCCAAUUACGUCGACAGCCCCAGAAGCAGAGGACCGUCACCUUGCACACGACCUUAAUGCUGCUCCUAAAGAUGUCGCUGCAACAAGACGAACAGAAGAUGUCAUUCGCUCAAGGCUGGACUACAGUGCAGUUUCACCGGGUGCUGCUAGCAGGAAAGUGUCCUUCCUAGAUGACCGAUCCUACAACAGUAGCGAUGUCAGUCGUGAGAAACCCUCCAGAAGCACACGGGGUCAAAGUGAUGAUAUAGGUACGAUUCGCGUUGACAUUCAGCCUAAACGCCGUCCAGCGAAGUCAUCGACUGUCCCAACUCGGGCUGGGGAGAAAUAUGGCAGCUACACUGACCUUGGCUACCUUAGUGACACAGAGCUGGAGAACGGCAAACAGGAUGAUCGCCUCAGGAGGAGGUUCCAUAGAAUGAUUGACAGUGCUCUGACUGGGGAGGGCAGAAAGCCGUCUGUCAGCAACAGGAAGGCCAAGUCUGUCAGCAAGCAGGUGCGCUUCCAGGGGGGGAAGCAAAAGACCGCAUCUUCCAGCAUAUUGUCACAACCUAGCAAACCCAAAAAACAAACACGAGGGGUACUUUUGGACACAAGAAAACAUUUAUUGAAAGAAAACAAGACUCAGAAGAAGAAAACUCAGAUCCUCAAGCAGAUGUAUGAGGAAGACCUGGAGGACCUAGAGGAGGAGUUCCAGGAGCAGGCGGCCCGCGGCAGGAAGGAAGCCAAGGAGACUGAGAAUGAUUUUAAGAAGAAAGUGCUGAAGAAAAAUAAAGUUGGAGAUACCCGAAGACCAAGGGUACAACAAGCAAUACCAAAAAGAUCGGAGGUGACAAUAAAAGUGGUGCCCACCAAGAAGCCCCGGACCCACAAGCCAGCUGUCAGCACCAAAGUGAGGAGACACAGCUCCGGGGCGGGGACGGCCAAGAGGGCGAUGAGUCUAACGGAGGAUGAAGACUUGAUGCCGGUGCUGCUGGAGGAGUUCCCUCACCUGUACCUGUCCGAGCACACCUGGCAUGAACUGUGGAGGCGGGGCAUCUCUCAGAUCGAACAACUCACUCGCACAUAUGAGGAAAACAAACGCAAGAAGAGUCUGGCUCAAGAACAGGUGGAGGGUGCAGAGAAGAGACAUGAAAUCCUGACGAGGAUGGUGCAGAAACAGCUGGAACACUCCAAGCGUCUGCAAGACAUUAAAGACCAGCGCAGUCAAUCUGCAUCAGUAAAGAACAAGAUGCACGAGAAGCGUAUGCAGUCUGCACGUGCCCGCAAGUACUACAAUGAAUAUCAGGUCCGCAUGAGAUCCAAGAUGUUGAAGAGAAGGACAAAAGAAGAAAUGAUCUUCAAGAAGCUGUUUGACGAGUGCCUGGCCAUUCAGAAGGAGCGGAUCCAGGAAGUGCGGCGAUACGCCCGUGAGCAGCGCUCUAACCACGCAGAGCAGCGCAGCAACGAGAUCCAGUCCAUGGAGAACUACUACCAGGACCAGUUCUCCCUGUUGGCGGAGAGAGUUGCCCGGGAGAGGACGGAGACGGAAAUCAGAGAGAAGGCUCAACAGAAGGUGCUUGGUGACAUGAAGAAGGAAUUGCGGCGCCGUAUGGAACGAGAGAUAAAAGAUUAUCAGGAACAAAUGUUCCGAGAUGAAGAUGAUGCAUAUUUCCGUCAGUUGGACGCAGACCGACUGCGGCAUGGGCUUCACCUGGCCAAGUUCCAGGCUCGGGUCUGAGAUCUGCUGCUGCUGAUGUGCAACUGCUGAAACAAGUGCUGGCCUACCUCUGUACCUUUUGGUUCUAUGUCUGUGAUGGGUGCCAAUUGUCUCAAAUAUGGCGAAUCAGUAUUAAAGCUCAUGAUCACUCCAGAAUACAAACUGAACAGACUUGAUAUAUUCAACUCAUGGUCUGUAUUAUAAACAUAAACAUUUCUAGAUGCUAACAUAUGUGAUAGUUGUCGAGAAGCAUCUGAUCUGUGGUAGUUUCAUGAUCAUCUGGUUAUGGGUGAUAAAAGAGAUCCUUGAAAUGACAAGCAGCCCGCUCCCAGGAAGAUGCCCGUCAUCUUUGAAGGAAAGUCACAUGUCAACCAUCCUCAUGCUCACCCAUGGCCUGUGUUGUCUAGCUUUGACUGUGGUCUUGGUACCAUGGACUAUUGUUUGUGAAUCUUAAUAGAAAAUUUAUAUAUAGUUUUAUCCAUGAACAUCACUGUAGAGCUCAACGGCCAAUGUCUGCAGUAGGCUCAAACAGUCAUGACAUCCUACUGCAUUAUUUUUCUGUGAUAUUUUCCAUCCCUCUUUUGUAAGCUAUAUUUGUACAGUUAAUCCGCUAGUACACUGUGUUCAGUUUAUUGUAUACAUUGUCAGUCUUUGAAUGCAUAAUAAUCCCAUGAAAUAUUAUUGAUACACUGAAAUUUGGGUGUCUGUAGUUCAUUGUAAAUUUAGCAAAACUAUUUAUUUGUAAAUAUUUCCGUAAUAAAAACUAAAAUAAUUGUAUAAAG
This is a messenger RNA of Haliotis rufescens (red abalone), 4108 nucleotides long. Its product is annotated as centrosomal protein of 95 kDa-like. Lineage: Eukaryota; Metazoa; Mollusca; Gastropoda; Lepetellida; Haliotidae. The record is from RefSeq and is a predicted model, not a curated record. The coding region runs from base 186 to 3347 and encodes 1053 amino acids. Gene Ontology annotation, cellular component: centrosome; spindle pole. The transcript has 24 exons.